AUGGCCGGACACAGUUGUGAUAAGAAGGAAAGCAUUGUUACUUUUGUAGACAAGAAAAGAAAACUGUUUGACGCUGCGAAAAAGUCUCCAUGUCGCUCACCGGUAAAACAAGUGAAACAAGUAGUUCCUGUUUCUGUAAUUAGUCCUAUGAAAAAGAGCUGUUUUUCAGAUAUCGAACUUGAAACCCUACUUCACGCGUCGCUCUGUAAACGCCCAAAGUUUUCAGCAAAUGAUUCCUCUCAGCGAUCUCCCUUGAAGCCUGUCCAGUGGUCGAGAUCUGAAGAUUUUGAACGAAUAGGAAGUCUUGUGUAUGAAAAUGAAGUUGAUAGAGAAGACCCACAUCCUGAAGAGUUAAAUGCUGAUGAUGCAGCUUUAUUGAACCAGUGCCUUGACGAGCGUACUGAGCCGUUUGAAAAUACGCAGGUAUCAGAAGAGCAGCAGCCCUCAACUAAUGGUCUUGGGAAAGGAAACAGCAAUGAAGACGGUAAAAAACCAAAGAGGAGGAAAGCUCCCACAAAGCCUAAAGCUAACUACGUUCGUUUGAAUAUGAAGAAAAGAUGUUACGUUCGUGGGCAUGUUUCUGCUUCGUCAAAGAGAAAGAGAUGGCGUGGACUGCGGUUCAAGAAGUCCAAUAAAUAG
Enterobius vermicularis (human pinworm) is the source of this 639-nucleotide messenger RNA. The record is from the annotation of a GenBank genome assembly. Lineage: Eukaryota; Metazoa; Nematoda; Chromadorea; Rhabditida; Oxyuridae.